This is a messenger RNA of Thlaspi arvense, 1140 nucleotides long. Lineage: Eukaryota; Viridiplantae; Streptophyta; Magnoliopsida; Brassicales; Brassicaceae. The record is from the annotation of a GenBank genome assembly.
AUGGAGCGAAAGCUUGUGGUUUUGGGUAUCCCGUGGGAUAUUGAUUCCGAUGGGCUUAAGGAUUACAUGUCGAAAUUUGGAGACUUGGAGGAUUGUAUUGUCAUGAAGGAUCGAUCAACCGGAAGAUCUCGUGGAUUUGGAUAUGUCACUUUUGCUUCUUCUGAUGAUGCAAAGAACGCUUUGAAAGGUGAACACUUUCUAGGGAACAGAAUCUUGGAGGUAAAAGUGGCUACACCAAAGGAAGAAAUGAGACAGCCUGCAAAAAAGGUGACGAGGAUCUUCGUUGCUCGAAUCCCUCCAUCAGUCUCUGAAUCGGAUUUUCGAAGCCAUUUUGAGAGGUAUGGAGAAAUUACAGACUUAUACAUGCCUAAGGACCACAACUCGAAGCAACACCGAGGAAUUGGGUUUAUCACAUUCGCUACUGCUGAUUCAGUGGAGGAUUUAAUGGAAGACACUCAUGAUCUGGGGGGUACAACGGUUGCUGUUGACCGGGCAACACCAAAGGAGGAGGAUCAUCCUCCAAGGCCACCGCCGGUGGCUAGAAUGCCGCGCCCACCCGUGGCUGCUGCAGGUGGAUUUGGAGCUCCGGGUGGUUAUGGAGCCUAUGAUGCUUACAUUUCUGCAGCUACAAGAUACGCAGCGCUUGGUGCUCCUACUUUGUAUGAUAAUCCGGCUUCGUUUUAUGGAAGAGGGGAACCAGCUAGAGGAAUAGGGAAUAAGAUCUUUGUUGGACGGCUUCCGCAAGAAGCAUCUGUUGAUGAUCUUCGUGAUUAUUUUGCGAGGUUUGGUCGUAUUCAGGAUGCUUAUAUUCCAAAGGAUCCAAAGAGAAGUGGACAUAGAGGUUUCGGAUUCGUUACCUUUGCUGAAAAUGGUGUUGCAGAUCGCGUAGCUCGGAGAUCACAUGAAAUCUGUGGACAAGAGGUAGCAAUAGAUUCAGCAACACCGCUUGAUGAAGCUGGACCUAGCGCCGGUGGAAGUUCAAUGCUAAGUUCUUCUCGUCCUGAAUACUUUGGUGGAUAUGGAGGUCCAAUGCGCUCUUUUGGUCGAAUGUAUGGAGGAGGCAUGAGCUUGGACGAUUGGGGAUAUGGAAUGCCAAACGCAAGACCAUCAAGGUCAGACUGGAGGUACCGGCCAUACUAA